CUUCUCAUUUGCGAUUGUCUUAAGUUGUCACACAUCCUCCCAUUCUGGAGGACCAGUUCAUGAAAGCUGUUAGAUGAUCUACGCAGUUAUGAAGCACGUUAUUUUCGACGUCCCCGAGUCGGAGCUCGACGGCGGCAAAAUUGAGCGACUGGUCGCGAUCAUCGGCUGCCAAAUGUCAUACUUUGGCCAGCUGGAUAGUGUCAACGCGCUGAUCGGAAAGCAUCUCGAUGCCGACAAUCCGUACGGCCAGGUCUUCCAGAUCCAUCAGGAUGGGUUUGGGAAAGAUCACCCGAGAGCACCGAUUCGAAAAUGGUUUGACUUGGACGACGACUUCAAAGAUCUAGUGGAGGGAAGGACGAAUUUAAAUCCGAACUUCCGAAGGGGAUAAUCACUGCACGGGCCCCUUCCAGGACUUUGAGGUGAUUUCUAAGGCGAUUCGAUGGACACGUUAAGACGUGUAUCUAUCCGCUUGAUGGUUUUCGGGAGAUGGUAUGGUAAGAUUGUUCGAAAGUUAAUCCAUUGCGAUUUUGCUCGGGAGCGAUCUUGGGGGGACCGGAGCUGCAGAGGAAAAUUUACAGCGACGUCGUUUGUCCGCUGGAAGAAGUUAUUGACAAGCUAGAAGCGUUUUAAAUGAAUACAAG
Messenger RNA from Eremomyces bilateralis CBS 781.70, 641 nucleotides. RefSeq lists its product as uncharacterized. The record is from RefSeq and is a predicted model, not a curated record. NCBI's taxonomy places the organism in Eukaryota, Fungi, Ascomycota, Dothideomycetes, Eremomycetales, Eremomycetaceae. The transcript has a single exon. Bases 74 to 388 code for a protein of 104 amino acids.